Molecule: messenger RNA, 9219 nt
Organism: Scatophagus argus
Lineage: Eukaryota; Metazoa; Chordata; Actinopteri; Scatophagidae
Gene: sema6bb
Product: sema domain, transmembrane domain (TM), and cytoplasmic domain, (semaphorin) 6Bb
Exons: 17
Coding region: 1265-3874 (869 amino acids)
Biological process (GO): positive regulation of cell migration; neural crest cell migration; negative chemotaxis
Molecular function (GO): chemorepellent activity; semaphorin receptor binding
Source: RefSeq, a predicted model, not a curated record
AGCCGUCUGUUAUUUGUCUUUUCAGUAUAAAGGUUCCUUGGAAUAAAGUUCACCCAAGAACAGUGGCUGCCUCUCUGGCGUGCGCCCCAGGUGUAGUUUGGCCGUGGCCGUGUCUAACAAGUUGACUAAUUUCAUUGCUGAUAUUUCCACCGUGACAUUUAGUUGAUACGCAGUAAGCAAGUUUUUGCUGCAGCGGGCCUGCCUUUGAAAUGCUAGGGUAUUUAUUAGCGGUUUUGACCGUUUAAAAUUAAUCCCAAUUAGUCAUUAAUCAAUUCCAUUCCAGUCGCUGCGUUAUUCUGCUUCAGGUUUUGGCACUAACAGCCUUUAGGAGUCUCUUGUGGGUGACAGCGGGGAGCAGAGCCGGAGAUGCUGUAGCACACACAACCGCUAGAAGACAAACGCCGUGGUCCUCCCACCUUACCAGAGCUCCUGAGUGCAGCUCAAGGAGCAGGAACUAUUUUUAUUAAACCGAUGAAUGGGACUUUUCCCCGCGCUGAAUCCCGCGUCUGGCUCUGCGUGAAAACGGGGCGCAUAAGCAGACAGAAGGACAGUCUUUUCUUUAUGAGUUAAAGCCGGGGUGGAAAAGACGCAGCACUGACUGAGCAGCAGUCGUGCGCAGCGGCGAAAUAGACCAACUAUUGUGAGGACAGAAGAUUGAUAACACAACUGGGUGAACAUCGAGAGCGACAGAUGUAAUUUCCAAACGUUGCAGCUGGUUUGAUGCCAGUGGUGUGCUGGAUGGCUUAUUGUUGCGUUCUCCUUUUCAUCAUUCACUGCUCCCAGCGUUUCCACAUUACUUGGGGAUCUCGGACGGCUGUCUGUGAGGGAGUACUGCUGUAGAGACUAACGGGGAAUGCCAUGUGUCGUUGUGCGACAUAGAAGCUCUUUGUGGGCUGUUUUGCACCGGGGACAGGUGGUGCCGUGUGUGUGUGGGUGUGUGUGUGUGUAUGUUUGUGUGUGGGGGUGUGUGUGUUCUGUGUGUGUGUUGAAAGUAGCAGGGGGCACGGACACACAACCCCUGAGACAGUUGUCUUAGGGAUGUCAGGCCGGCGUACGGGAUCAGUUCUUGCCAGAGACAGGUGCGACAGGGAGGAGUAGUUUACAAAGACCUACACAGGAUCUGGGAACGCACUAACGAGCCUCCUCUCUCCUCUGAUCACUCUCGGAUUUUUUGUAACCAGCGGGACUCACAAUCAACUCGCACUGUCGUUGUCUCAGCGGCACGUUUUCCUCUGAUAACGAGAGAUUCCACUGUUGUGUUGCUAUGAAGACUGUGGCCCCUCCGUCCUUCUUCCUGCUGUGUUGCCUGCUCCAGACGGCCCUCUCUGCAUUCCCUGAGGAACCAGGGCCUCUCAACUUCAUCCCCACUGAAGUGGCGAGAAGACACCCUGUGUUUCUGGGCCGACCCCACCGAACAUGGCCGAGGCAAGAGCCUCUACACAUCCAGAGGAUCCUCCAAGUCAAUCGGACACUCUACAUUGGAGCCAGGGAUGACCUUUACCGUGUGGAGUUGGACAUGGUUGCAGGAGAUGAGAUGUUCUACAGCAAGAUGAGAACAUGGGAGUCAAACAAGAAUGACAUCAGGAUCUGCAGGAUGAAGGGAAAGCACGAGGAUGAAUGCCGUAAUUUCAUGAAGGUGCUGCUCAGCAGACAGGGAGGCCUGUUUUUGUGUGGGACUAACGCCUUCAACCCGCUAUGUGCCAACUAUACUGGAGACACUCUAGAGAUGGUAGGAGACACGGUCAGUGGUAUGGCGAGGUGCCCCUAUGACCCCAAACAUGCCAAUGUAGCUCUGUUUGCAGAGGGGAAUCUGUUUACAGCCACAGUGACAGACUUCCUGGCCAUUGAUGCAGUGAUCUACCGAAGCCUCGGGGACAGUCCCGCUCUGCGCACCGUCAAGCACGACUCCAAAUGGUUCAGAGAGCCGUACUUUGUCAGUGCUGUGGAGUGGGGACCUCACAUCUACUUCUUCUUCAGGGAGAUAGCCAUGGAGUUCAAUUACCUGGAGAAGGUGGUGGUGUCACGCGUGGCUCGGGUGUGUAAACGCGAUCAAGGUGGGUCUCAGCGUGUCCUGGAGAAGCAGUGGACAUCGUUUCUGAAGGCCCGUCUCAAUUGUUCCGUCCCUGGUGAUUCCCACUUCUACUUUAACCUGCUCCACUCCACCAGCCCCAUCAUCAGGAUGCACGGCAGGGACAUAAUUCUGGGGGUGUUCUCCACUCCGGCUAACAGUAUCCCAGGUUCUGCGGUGUGUGCCUUCGACAUGGAGCAGCUGGCUGGGGUGUUUGAUGGGAGGUUCAAGGAGCAGAAAUCACCCGAGUCCAUUUGGACGCCCGUUCCAGAUGAAGCCAUCCCGAAGCCAAGACCUGGUGGCUGCGCUGUUGAAGGUUCCAAGUUUAAUUCCUCAAACUCGUUCCCCGAUGAGAUGCUCAACUUUGUCAAGACCCAUCCGCUGAUGGAUGAGGCCGUCCCAUCACUCGGACAGAGACCCUGGAUAGUCAGAACCAUGGUCAGAUACCAGCUGAACAAGAUUGUGGUGGAUACAGAAGCUGGGCCGUACAGAAACCGGACAGUCCUGUUCCUCGGGUCAAGCAGAGGGACCAUCCUCAAGUUCCUCAUCAUGCCCAACCAGGACAACACGGUCACCAACAGCAACAUCUUCCUGGAAGAACUGGAGGGAUUCAACCCUGACAAGUGUGCUGAAGACUCUCCGCAGGCCAGGCAGCUGUUGUCUCUGACUCUGGACCGGCUGAGCCACACUCUGCUCCUCGCUUUCCCCUCUUGUGUGGUCAGAGUACCAGUGGCACGAUGCCAGCUCUACUCCCGAUGCAUGAAGAACUGCAUUGCCUCCAGGGACCCCUACUGUGGAUGGACCAGAGGGAGCACCUGCUCUUUCCUCAGACCUGGGACCAGACUGCCGUUCGAGCAAGAUGUUGAACAGGGAAACGUGGCCCACUUGGGUGACUGUGACGGAAUGCUGCUCCAAGAGAGUUUUAUGGAGGAGCCUGAUGGCCUGGUGUCUGUAAACCUGCUGGUGGUGUCUGCUGUUUCAGCCUUUGCAACAGGAGCCAUCCUUUCUGGCCUCACUGUCUGCUGGAUCAUGAGUCAUCGCCACCGCCACUCUCGAGGCUCUGGACCCAAUGGAGCCCGCCGCAAAAGUGACAAGGAGCAGAGCAUGCUGGGGCAGGGUCGCAGUGGGUCAGUAAUGAGUGUAACAAGAACCAGUGGUGGUGAGAGACGUCGUUCACAGGCAGACAACCCCUUUGUCACGCCCAAUGGCUGGCCUAAAGGAGAGAUGGACCCAGGCUUGCUUCCUACCCCGGAGCAGACCCCUCUGCAGCAGAAACGGGCCAUGCGUCUCCCAGACACCGACUGGGACCAGAGCCAGACUUUCCUCACCGCUGUGGGGACACCCUGCCCUAACAACUCUGUCAUCUAUCUAAGCUCCAAGUUCCUGCAUGGAGGUGGAGGUGGUGGAGGAAUGGUCCGGAUAGAGGACCCAGGGGAAGUCAUGCUGCCCCCACACACCGAGCGUCAGCGCUACCUGAUCCUAGCCACCCAGAGAGGGGAGCACGGUGGUAGUCGUCCCAGCGGCACCCUGAGGAACUCAGCGGGAGAAUACAUCUACCCCGCCACGCCACAGGACUCCCCCGACCGACGGAGGGUGGUUUCUGCUCCCACUCCCCACAUGGACUAUGGGGAGCCUCGCUGGAGUCACGAGGCACUCAACUACAACAGCAACAAUGGAGCACCCUAUCAUCCCCAGCGCCAGAGCCUCAUCAGGCCAGAUAUGCACGGACCUCGAGGUCUGGAACUGGCUGACUUCAGCCAUCUUCUAGUAAAGAACAUGGGAGAGCGCACCCCCAGUGGCCAGUGAGGUGACAUACGUGAGCCCUGGCACCAAGCUCUCUCUGAGCACCCAUUCCCUCCAACAGCAGACUGGAAUAACCCCUCAGACUCACAGUCCCAGUCCAACCGUACCCUGUCUGUCCUCUCUCACUGUCAUUCAAUGUUCUGACAUCAUUCAGCUGACUGAAGAGAGAGACAGAGAGAAAUUGAAAAAAAGAGCGAGCUGAAAAAGAGGAGAAAACUCUCCUCACGUCUCCAAUCCUCUGCUCUUAAUCUGAGGUGCACCCCUCUGCUCUGCAGGUGGUGCGACCCGCAGAGCUUGACUUUGACACCACAGGACAAACAGUAAGGUAAAGAGAGGGGUGCAAAGGAAAGGGAAGCUUUUCAAAGGAACACAUGGGGAUUUAAAAAUGAAAAUUUUGCUUACAGCGCCAAAUGUGAAAGGUCUCUCACCAUUUUGUUCACCAUUUUGACACCUUGGAUCUUGUUUGUGAAAUUUUGUUUCUGCUUUUGUUUUUUUGUGCCAUUGGCAUCCAGCAGACAACAAUGUGCUUUACUAAGGAUUUCAGACAAGACUAAAAACUGUUGUAGCCGUGCCAGAGGGCACUGACUCUCAAUGAAUCAUGCAGUGUGUGUGUGUGUGUGUGUGUGUGAAUGUGAGUGGCCACAACAACCCCAGCCAGUGUCCUGUCUUUAACUGUGAAGUAUAACUAUAUAAUGAAGUUUCUGUGAGGAGGAGGUUGAUGUUGACAGAAUUUUCCCAUUUUAUAAACGAUCACAGAGAGACAAAUGGAUUUUAUUAUGUUUCUCUUUGAAGAUCUAUGUGUUUAGCAAUCAAAGGUUUGGAUGGUUGACCAGUGGCUGGUGAAGCAUUGAGAAAUCAUUGUGAUUCUGGUCACCUCAGAGGCAUCACAGAGCCAUCAUGAUGUGAAAGAAAGCAAUAAUAAGCAAGAAACACAUGAAGAUGAAGAUAAAGCCAGUUUCAUUUGAUAUUUCAUGGUAUGACCUUGUUUCUCAGCAAAGCAAACUGAAGCUUAGAGAUGUGAGAAGAAGCAGGGCACUGGGAAAUGGAACAAUAUCCCUCCUCCAUUCUUCCCUCCCUAGAUGCCUCUCAGUAUGACUGGGCCUGCCUGACCUGACCUGAGGCCCCCCUGGGCUCUGCAGUCCAUUUGAAGGAGGGAAUGUGAGCUGUGGCUGUCUGGCUGUCUGACUGGGUCUGUGAGGCCCGGCCGCUUGGGAGCUCCAUUCAGCCUCUUCUGCCCGACACUGAGCCUCUUUGUGCCCCAGAAGCAGGAGGAGGCUGCGGCAACAAAUAGCCGCUAAGAGUCAGGGACCUAGCCCAGCACCACAGCCUAGCAGAAUAUCAAUGAGGAGGACAGCAGCUCCAUCCGUCAUGUGAGAUGUACCACCCAGGACCGGGCAUCUCUUGUGCUUCACCCACUUCGGGUAUUCACUGGUUUGCCACAGCAGGGAGGAGUUGAGGGCUGAAACUGGGGCUGAGGCCACACUUGGGGCACUGCUUACUGUCACAAUGGUCAUCCCUUGUGGAUCCGUCCCUUUCUGUCUUUCAGUGUGUUUCACCACAAAAGCGAGAUAAAGAAAACAGAUGGGCAUGGGUGUACUUGGGUGUGGAGUUACCCUUUCACUGCGUUGUCUGAUUCUUUGAUGUUUUCUGUUUUUGUCUGUUCUUGUCCACUCUCGAUUCAAAUGUAGAUCCAGAGAUAGCUUUAUUGUUCAUAUAGGUCAUGGUGUGGAUGUGUUUUUGUGUGCAAGUGAGUCUUCUUUGGUUUGUGUCCAUGUAUGAAUGCAUGACUCACAUUGAGUGGAAAAAACAGCUCUGGUCAGUUUUUCUCUCAUUGUUAUCCUUCAUUUUUCAAACUUACUGAAUUUAUACAAAAUAGUGCAGCCAAAAUGGAGAAUCUGGGCUUGGCUUAGUUGAAGGGGACUUUGGUUCUGUUGGUAGAUACACAACACACAUACGCAAGAAAAUAUGACGACGUACAAAAACUUGAGUUAUGAACAAUUAGAUUUUUUUUCAGUAUACCAGUAUGACAGUUUUUGAGACUGUAAUUUAAGAAUAUGUUUAAAAUAUACAUUUUUCACUCUGACAGCUGAAGAGCCAGAUAUUUUCCUCAGAAGAAAGUGUAAAUUGGAUUAAUAUUUAUCAGGUGGCUAGAAACAUGCCUCCAAAUGAUGAUAAUGUUGCUCUAUAUUUGCAUGGAUGAAUGAAUAGGCAAGUUUUUGCACACUGUUUGUGUGUUUAUCUUAAAAAGCAAUAAUAUGUCAGUGGUGUGUUUACAUCUUGUUUCUGCUGAUCCCAAGUGGUCAAACAACCAGUUAAUGAAGGUUUAAUGUAAAAACACAAUGGCUGGGUAAUAUUUAAAAUGUUUCAAUACUAAGACCAAUAUAAUUGCAAAGAACAGAAGUGACAGUAAUGGCCUUAUCUCAAGCAGUCAUACAAAAAUAAAGUAAUAAAAAUGUGCAUUUGUCAAAAUUUUUAUUUAGAACUGUUUUAUACCAAAAUUAAACAGGAUACCAGCUGCCACCAACACCUUUCUGUUGGUACCAAAACAGUAAAGUGACUCAAUCUCUAACCCUGAAAAAUACACAGCCAAACCUGGAGGUACUGCAUGAGACAAGCCAGUGAAAGAGAUUUAUGAAAGCAAGGGCAGAGGAGGAGGUCAGGCGAGCGAACAUGAUGUUACUGCAUUACUGCCUCACCACAUUAGUACAGUGUUCUUUACACAUUCCACCCUGAAACAGGUCAUUAGUAUUGAGGAUACGGAGCCCUCCACCAGCCCGGCCCCUCAUCUCGCUGUCUCCAUCUCUGCUGUGACCUGAGUGCUGCUUGUGUGUGUGUGUGUGUGUGUGAAUGAGGCUUCUCUGUCUCGACUGGCUUGCCCAGCCACCCGUGUCCUCGCUCUGCAUUUCCUCCGGUGUUUCACUAAACAUGCUUGAUUAGGCAAAGUACAUUGCCAGCCCUCUAAUGGCCUGAUGAGCCCUUGAGGAGAUUACCAUAGACACAUCAGCCCUGAGAGGGAGGUGCAUGUUCAACCAGUUCCUUACCCCUCCACUAACCACCAGCCACACACACACACACGCAUACAGACAAAUACAGUCGCCCCUUUAACCAAAUUUGGGAGGCAAUUGAAUUAACAUCAGAAAUAGAGUUCAGGCUUGAAAUAGGCCGGCAGUGAGUGAUUCUAGGAAAGGUACUGUAUAUGAUAUUAUCUUGCUGAGUGCAUAAUUUGAUUACCUUAGUUCAACAUUACAGAGGAGCUAAAGAAUUCAGGUGUAACCUCAUGGAAGUCAGUCUGUUUAUUAAAGCCGUCAUCCUCCCAUUUCUUUACAUACUUCAUGUCAUUCCCAUUCCUCCUCUUUCAACAGCUGCACUUUGUCUUCUUCGUCUGUCAGGCCCCUUUUUAUUGUUAACAGACUCACACUAUCUCUCUGCACGCAAACAGACACACACACAUACACACACAUGCGCACACACACAGUUGUGUUUGCAUGACUUUAGGGGACAUUACAUGAACCUACAUUAAUUUCCUCAAGGCUUAACCACCGCCUAACCAUAACAAUAAACAUUACUUGCCUAAUCCUAACCCUAACCUCAACCUCACCUUAAAGCAAGUCUUCACCCUAAUAUUUAAUGAUUUACACUGUGGGCACGUGCAUUUCGUCCCCAUAAGGCAGGUCCUCACAAUGUUGCUGUGUAAACAGAUUUUUGUCCCCGCAACUACAGGAAGACACACACACACACACUAUCCAUCCAUCUCUUUCUUCCUUGCAGCGCUCCCCCCAGCAUACACUCUCUACCUAAUGUAAGCCUGUGCAUUUGUCCUGUUUGUCUCUAUUGAAGGUUAGCUGGUUAAUGUAAUGAGUCGAUAACGGAUAUCAAAGUAAUUCCCAAAAUCCUGCUUUAUUUCACAUCAAAUCCUUAAUGUGUUACAAUUUUGUAGACAUUUUCAAAGCUUCUCAUGCAGGAAAUUACUUUCCUUUGUUAAGAAAUGAUUGGGUUUGGAGGGUUUUUUGUUAAAUGUAGCACAUAUUGCCUCUGCUUCUACACUCACACACACAGACACACACACACACACACACACACACACACACACACACACACACACACACACACACACACUCACACACAUCCAUCUCCAUCUCUACCCUGUACUUAUCAUCACACACGUGUAUGAAAUUCCCACCCAGCCCUCGUGACCCAGUCUGUUUUUGUUUUUAAUUGAUCAGGUUGUGUCUGUGUGUGCGUGUGCAUGCGUGUGCGUGUGCGUGUGUGUUAAAGAGACCAUGCCUUUGUGUGUUGGGGUUGUUUGUGCCGUGUGGCCCCAGUGAUGCCCCCCCCACACCCACCCAGCCAAUAACUGCCAUCUUGCCCCACAGUGCUCCACUGUACUGUAUGUGCUCUGUGCCCCAGAAAGAGUCCAGGUACAGAGGAUGACUUGGAUGAAAUUACCCAUCACACUCGGGAGUCACGACAUGAAACUGCUUCCUUCCAAGCCAAUGUCUGAGAGGAAAAAAAAGCACAAAAACAAGGCGAAAACAAAAUCAUUUUUGUAUAGUUGUAGAUGUAUUUAGUCAGCACUGAUCAUUUUUGUCAUGUUUGUUAUUUCUAUAGUUUGUUUCUGUGGUAGAUAUUUGGUUUGAAAUUAUAUGGAAUAUUAUUGUAUAUGAUUUCAAUUUCAAUUCUCUGUUGUGCCGGCUUUGAUGACGACAAUGAAGAUGAACCCGAUGACUAUCAUGAUUAUUAUAUUGACAGUGACAAUGAAGCAGUACUGUGAGCAGCACUUAGGUGUUGUGUCCUGUUUGGAUGCUGAAUCUGAAAGGAAGUGGAUGAAGAGGAGGAGGAGGAAGAAGAAGAAUAAAUGAACUCAUACAGGCUGAUUCUACUUUUUCCCAGCAGUAGAGUCUCCUGCUACUGUGAAGGACCCUGCUGUCCUGUGGCUCCUCUGUCAACCCAGGGACCCCGGGACAGGCAACACAGAUGACAACACAUGUCCCUACUGCGUGUACAUAAUCCUGACGCUUACAUGUAAUUUAAGUGCAGUAGCUGCAUGACGACACAGCCUCUGUGUGUGUACAGAAGUAGCGACGUGUGAAUUUGUACAGUACAUGCAAGUGUGUGUGUGCUUGUGUCCGCGAAGAAAUCUGUCUGUCGUCACGCAAAGAGCAACACGUGCAUGCACCCUCCGACAACUGCACAGUACACACAUACACUACACUGACGCACACUGAACACGCACGCACACACUCCAGCAGUUGUUCACCAUUCUCCACAUUGUCCUGAGCUCUGCCUGUCACUCCGCAUGGAGACUUUGCUCUAUGUCAGUUUUCUUAUUCUAAUAAACCGCUCAGACA